UCUAAGUGCUCGCAUUUUCUCGCGAGAUUGUUUAUGGUAAUGGCGGCAGAAUUUAAACAGAAAAUUUAUCAAAGCACAAAUGUCGAGGAUAUGCAAUUGCACAACAUGAGUAUAGUCUGCUGCCAAGGUCUUGCCUAGUUGAGAAUUUCUCCAGGCGGGUUCGGCAUCAUCAUGGGUGAUCUCUACGUGGAGGAUGCUGUAGAAUAUUUCACGAAUCCACAUUCCCGCACAGCAACAAGAGGCAAUGUUCCACUCAGCAAUGCCCUGGCGGCCAUUAAUAAAGAAGCCAGUGCGAAUGGUCUGUCUCCAGAUAGCAUAACGAUUCUACUGGAUGUGGCGGCCAGCUCCAGAUUUUCCGACACCGUCAGCCAGAAGCUAGUGAAGUGUCUGAUACCUAGGCACACCGUGAGUGAGGAUGCGGUCGUCAGGGCGAUAUCGUGGCUGUGCACCAAUAUACCAUCCUCCAAUCUCCAGGCAUUAAUUGUGCGAUGGAUCCUUCUCGUAUAUGACCUCAUCGACAGCAAGGACAGACUGCACGCCCUCUAUGGGCUCAUAUUCCACUUCAUCGAAGAUGACACUAUGUGCCCAUACAUCUGCCACUUGCUCCACUUGCUGACGCGAAGAGAAGACGUUCGUUUAUUUCGCAUCCGUCGCCUUCUCAACCUGCAGAGUCGUGUCGGAGUGCAGACUUACAUCAGUGGCUUGCUAUCCAUAUACAGGCUCUACUACCCAAACAUUGUCUCUCUCGUGAUGUCCGGACGCAGAAAGAUCUUCUUCAAGAACACAGACACGGCGUGGGCGCAGGUCAUACGUAAGGUUCAAGCCCGUGCCAAUGCUGUACAGAGACCCAUCACGGUUCAAGUUCCUAGCCUGGCUGUACGUGGAACCAAGCCUAGACACAAGCGAGCAAAGCUGCAGCUCGUGCCGUCACUGCAGUCAGCGGUUGACCAGACGGACGUCACCGUGCCGACCGACAGCAUCCAGACAAGCAUCAGCAUCACGGCUGGAAUGAAGCUGGAACAGAUUCACACAUUCGAAGAUCUGCUCACUAAUGUAGAUAGACUUGAGCUUCCAAUGCAGGUGGCAGCACUGUUGCGGCAUCCUCACCUGCAGCAUCUGCUGCUGUGCUCGUCGGACAGGUUGUUAACAACUCGUCUCAGCUACUGGCUUCAUCACACACUGCAAGAGGAGUUGAUCCUCGGUAAUGGAGAGAAUGAUGCUGUGAGAGAAUUACUCGACAUGGUCGUCACCUUCACCGACUUCAUCCAGGAGGGUGUUCCGGUGCUUGAUGACAUCAUCAUCAGGUAUCUGAUGGUGUGGAAUGGUCGCGACUACAGAUCUCACGUCCUUCAGCUGAUCACGAGAAUGGGCAUGAUGCCCUUCUCAGACCUGCGUGAGUGCAUCCUCGAGCCGCUGCGUCAGAUAUACUGCUCCUCCUCCGUCUACGUCAAGUGUCAGGUGCUCUACUGCCUCCUACAGUUGCUCACAAACUACAGCGCCCUCGAGUGGGUAACACCAGACCCAAACUCCAACACACUACCGCUGCCAAACACGACCAGCGUGUUCAGUCCGAAGGCGGACACACAGGCCUUGGCGCUCACCACCAUACAGGAGUUGAUAGCUUACAUUGACAAGCUGUGUGUGCUGGGUCUCACGCAGGAACGAGAUCAUGCGUUCCUCAUGCACUACACUCUCUCCUACAUGGAGCUGGCAUCGACUUUGGGCCAGCGAUUCGGAGUUCCGCUCCAGCAGGUAGUGUCAGCGUUCCUCAUCUACCGCUGCGUGUUUGCGCUGCACGCGAUGGCGGUGUCGCGUGUCUGCGGGGUCAUCUGUGACUACUGUGAGCAGUACCGCAUGAUGGCGAAGAAGGCCGGCGACGCAGGGAAGCAGGAGGGGUGGGACUUCAUCGUGAACACGCUCAACGGCUACACGCUGGACAUCUGUGACACGCUGUGGCGGUCCAAGGCCUUCAGCUUCCACCUAAACCCGAAAAGAAGCACAAUGAUCUACCAUCUGACUAGUGCGGACGCGGUGGCACGCACCCGGGUGGCAAACUUCCACACCGCCUUCUCUCUGCUGCAGCAUCCUGCUCUGAUGGGCUUCACACAAAGCUUUCUGAAGCAGCAACCCGACGAGGAUCGGUCCCUCGGGCACGCGCACAAACAUCGAGGCAAGCUGCUCACGCAUUUACAGGAGCGCCACCUGCAGGGAGUUGAUCGAUUUAUCCAUACCUUCAUCAGGAGCAAAGACUGAAGAGCAACCUCCUCUAGACUCACUCGCACCACGCCUACUGCAUUGCUUACUUGCUUAUAUAUACCUCGUUUGCUUGACCAGUUAUAUGUAUAAUUAGCGGUAAAACCUCGUGUGAGAAAGUGAUGGGAUGGAAUGCUGGGCCUGCUCUUUGGUCAAUGAGAUUUGCGUUUGGGGGAUUUACAAAUCGUUUCGGACAGAGGGAGCGUAACUGAAUGGCACUGGGAUGGUGAGGUUGUGCCACUGGUCAUAUCUGUAACCUUUUGUAUAUAUAUACCAUUAGAUCUAGCAAACUACAGAUUAGAGAAGUCACGUGUGUGUUGCUGGUGCGACUUGUGUGGCUUUAUAUCAUGUUGGUGUUCCUUAUGGGACCUGUUUGUAACAAGCACCGACAUUCACUGGAACUAUUGUCUAUAAGAGUCUCAUUCGCUUGUUAUUGGACGCAAUGUGCUAGUAGCCAGUUGUAAAUGUUCUUUUCUCAUGUAUGUACGUAUGUAUUAUAUCACUUUCUUUUUUGCGGUUAUUAGUUUUAGUUCCGCAAACAAUCCUGUCAAAUGUUUUACCAAUAUGAAGAGUGACAGAUCAUUGGAAAAUUAGAACAUUUUGUGAAAAAUCAACAGAUUAUAUUCCAAGAUGAAAAUUUCUGCUGCCACAAUGAAAUGCAGCAUGUGUGUACAGUGCCAUUGUAGAGAAAAUAAAAUAUAUAUUCUAUGAAUUAAAUGCAAAA
Priapulus caudatus is the source of this 2977-nucleotide messenger RNA. RefSeq names its product centromere protein I-like. Gene Ontology annotation, cellular component: kinetochore. The transcript has 17 exons. The record is from RefSeq and is a predicted model, not a curated record. Lineage: Eukaryota; Metazoa; Priapulida; Priapulimorpha; Priapulimorphida; Priapulidae. The coding region runs from base 172 to 2253 and encodes 693 amino acids.